Varanus komodoensis (Komodo dragon) is the source of this 4450-nucleotide messenger RNA. RefSeq names its product R3H domain containing 2 (gene R3HDM2). Bases 773 to 3991 code for a protein of 1072 amino acids. The transcript has 25 exons. NCBI's taxonomy places the organism in Eukaryota, Metazoa, Chordata, Lepidosauria, Squamata, Varanidae. Gene Ontology annotation, molecular function: nucleic acid binding. The record is from RefSeq and is a predicted model, not a curated record.
UCUUUUUGUUUUGUUACCCCCCCUCCCCGCUUCCCUUCUUUUCUUUUAUCCCUCCUCUUCCCUUACUCCACACCGGCGGCUCUACCUGUCCCUCACAAGUCCCCUGGCCGCCACUAUUGCCACUCCAGGCCCCAUCCAGCCUGCCUGCCUUCUCCCCCGCUUUCUCCGAAGGAGCCAGUGCCACCAUUUGCUGCCGCUGCCGCCACCUCCCACGGCCUCUCACCUAGUCAAGUAUUUGGGCCCAGCUUGAGACCUCCCCCGCCCCCCAUCCCGCACCGCAUCCUGCCCUAUCGACCCCAGAGCUCUCUGGCCGUAGGAGCUUCUGGACAUUUCACGCUUCCCCUUUCCGUCCCUGCACCUACAGGUGUUGCCACCUUCGCAGCCCUCUACCAUCUGCUUCCUGUGCUCAGCUCCCUCACCGAGCACGACCCGCUCCCCUUGCUCCUCAACCUCCCACUGUCCCCUUCCAGUCCCCCACGCUUGUUGCUCCCCAGAACUUCCUCCUUCUUUUUCUCUUUGCCCCCCUCCCCCUUUGCCGCCUCUACCUACGCUCAGUCGCUCACGUCAGAGGAAGAAGGGGCACAGCAGGUCCCUUCAGCCCAGCCUCUUCCCGCCUCAAGGAGGAGGAAGAAGAGGAGGAGGAGGAAGGCGGCGGCGGCAACAUUAACAGAAGCACCAGGAUAGCCAGCGAGGGAAGGGGGGGGACAGGUCCCCCUGCUCUCCCCCUCCCUCCCGCUAAGGUGCCCAUCACUAACACACUAUUGUGCUGAAGAUGUCUAACAGCAACACAACACAGAAGACACUGGAGAUAAUGAAAGAGUCAGAAAAGAAGCUGAUUGAAGAAUCUGUGAACAAAAACAAACUUGUAUCCAGGUCACCAAGCAAAGAGGAACAUGAGAAGGAUGGGGAGGAGAGCAGCACACGACAGGAAUCUCAGAGGCGAACAUCUAAUCAUGGGCAUGCCAGAAAAAGAGCCAAGUCAAAUUCAAAACUGAAGUUAGUCCGAAGCCUGGCUGUAUGUGAAGAGUCCUCUAGCCCUUUUGUGGAUGGCCCAUUGGACACCCAGGAUAUCAUACAGUUACACAUCAGUUGUCCAUCGGACAAAGAAGAUGACAAAUCUGCAAAAGAUGGCCCUGAGAAAGAAGAAAAAGAAAAAAAUAAGGAGAAGGCACCGAAGAAAAUGUUGUCUAGAGAUUCCAGCCAGGAAUACACAGACUCCACUGGAAUAGAUUUGCAUGAAUUUUUAGUAAAUACACUGAAGAAAAACCCAAGGGAUAGGAUGAUGCUGCUAAAGUUAGAACAAGAGAUCCUGGAAUUUAUUAAUGAUAACAACAAUCAGUUCAAGAAGUUUCCCCAAAUGACCUCAUACCACAGAAUGCUUUUACACCGGGUUGCCGCUUAUUUUGGCAUGGACCACAACGUAGACCAAACUGGGAAAGCCGUCAUUAUCAACAAGACCGGUAACACCAGAAUCCCUGAACAGAGGUUCUCUGAGCACAUCAAAGAUGAGAAGAGCUCUGACUUUCCACAGAGAUUUAUCCUCAAGCGAGAUGACACCAGCAUUGAUCGAGACGAUAAUCAGAUCAGAAUCCCGCUGCAGGAUGGACGGAGGAGCAAAUCCAUAGAGGAGCGAGAAGAAGAGUAUCAAAGGGUCAGAGAACGCAUAUUUGCACGAGAGUCGGGCCAGAAUGGAUUCCUGAAUGACAGCAGACUCUCCAAAGAAGGCUUUUCUUCUAGCUCUCACAAAAGGCGGCAGAUCUUUAGAGGUAACCGGGAUGGGCUCAGCCGGACUUCGGGCAGCCGACAGAGCAGCACGGAGAGUGAGAUGAAGUCAUUGGAGCCGCGGCCGUGGAGCAGCACAGACUCGGAUGGUUCAGUCCGCAAUCUGAGGCCUCCUGUCACAAAAGCUAGCAGCUUCAGUGGCAUUUCCAUCUUGACACGAGGAGACAGCAUUGGUGGCAUUGGCAAAGGAAGCGGUGCCAACAGGACUGUCAGGCCAGGUCUGUCGCUAAGUACCCCCGAAGCCUGUAACCAAGUCUCCUCUGCUCAGCCUGGCCGAGGCCUCUUGCCUUGUGCUGCUCAGCAGCCGCAGCCGCCGCAGCAGCCGCCGCCACUUCUGCCCACACCCCAGCAACAGCCAGCAAUGAGUAAUCACAUCAUAUCACAGCCGGUCCCAGCUCUGCAGCCCUCUCCACAGCCUGUUCAGUACUCUCCAAGCUCCUGCCCCCAAGUCCUCCUGCCGGUCUCUCCACCCCAGCAGUACAACAUGGCUGAUGAGCUCAGUAACCCCUUUGGGCAAAUCAGCCUCAGCCGCCAGGGUUCCACAGAAACACCAGAUCCGUCUUCAGCUAUGUUCCAGCCACCAAUCAUGUCCCAGCACCCUCAGCAGACUGGAUUCAUCAUGGCUUCCCCAGGGCAGCCAAUCACUGCCUCCAACUACUCUGCCUCGGGACAUACGGCACCAGCCCAGCAGGUCUUGCAGCCCCAGAGCUAUAUGCAGCCUCCCCAGCAGAUUCAGGUUUCUUACUACCCUCCUGGGCAGUACCCAAACUCUAGCCAGCAAUACCGACCUCUCUCUCACCCGGUGGCCUACAGCCCACAGCGCAGCCAACCGCUGCCUCAGCAGUCACAGCAGCCUGGUUUACAGCCAAUCAUGUCCAACCAGCAGCAGACAUACCAAGGUAUGAUCAGUGUGCAGCAACCCCAGGGCCAGAGUCUCCUCAGCAACCAGCGUAGCAACAUGGGUAGCCAGAUGCAGAGCCUGAUGGGCGUGCAGCAAUCUCAGAGCCAGAGCCUCCUCAACAGCCAGCGAGGAAAUAUGGGCAGCCAGAUGCAAGGCCUGAUGGUCCAGUACACUCCACUCCCUUCAUAUCAACAGGUGCCAGUGGCUAAUGAGUCUCAGGGUGUGGUCCAGCAACCCUUUCAACAGCCUGUGUUGGUAUCGGCAAACCAGUCUGUUCAAGGAGGACUACAGACUGGGGGGAUGUCAGUCUAUUACAGUGUUAUCCCACCAACCCAGCAGAAUGGUACCAGCCCUUCCGUUGGCUUCUUACAACCCCCUGGGACAGAGCAGUACCAGAUGCCCCAGUCUCCAUCACCCUGCAGCCCGCCACAGAUGCAGCAGCAGCAACAACAGCAGUAUUCAGGAGUGUCUCCAACAGGGCCUGGCGUUGUAGUAAUGCAACUCAAUGUGCCUAAUGGCCCCCAACCUUCCCAGAAUCCUUCAAUGGUGCAAUGGAACCACUGCAAGUACUAUAGUUUGGACCAGCGAGGUCAGAAACCUGGAGACAUCUACAACCCAGACAACAGCGCUCAGGCCAGCAGCACCCAGCUGAAUAGCCCCAUCACGUCCCCCACACAGUCCCCUACGCCGUCACCUGUCACUAGCCUCAACAGCGUUUGCACAGGUCUCAGCCCUCUCCCAGUGCUCACACAAUUCCCCCGGUCUGUGGGCCCAGCACAAGGUGAUGGGCGCUAUUCCUUGCUGGGCCAGCCUCUGCAGUAUAAUCUCUCCAUUUGCCCCCCACCUCUGUUGCACAACCAGUCCAGCUAUACAGCACACCAGGGACAAACAGGGAUGAAGCAUGGCAAUCGAAGCAAGAAGCAGGCUCUUAAGUCGGCUUCUACGGACCUUGGAACAAGUGAUGUAGUGUUGGGUCGUGUCCUGGAGGUAACUGACCUGCCUGAGGGCAUCACGCGUACAGAGGCUGACAAGCUCUUCACCCAACUCGCCAUGUCUGGUGCCAAAAUCCAGUGGCUCAAAGAGACUCAGGGGCGUCCUGGGGGCGGUGGCGACAACAACCACGGGACUGCAGAGAACGGCAGGCAUACUGACCUUGCUGCCUUAUACACCAUCGUGGCCGUCUUCCCCAGCCCCUUGGCAGCCCAGAACGCCUCCUUGCGUCUCAACAACUCUCUUAGCUGCUUCAAGUUGCGUAUGGCCAAAAAGAACUAUGACCUGCGUGUGCUGGAGCGCGCCAGCUCUCAAUAGGGGCAAGUGGAGGAGAGGGGGCAACAAGCACACUGGACUGGCCUCUCUGGCCCCCUCUCAGCCCCUUGCCCUUCUGCCUCCCCCUCCUUUGUUUCCACAGGCACCCUGUCUUCUUUUUUUUAAAAUUUUGGUGGGGGAGGGGGGAUCUUUCUGGAGAUAUUUAUAUGGACAGAAUGAAGAGAUACAUUGAUUUUUUUUUUGUUCUUUUGGUUUUCUGUUUUUAUUUUAUUUUACUUUUUGUGUGAAAGAACAUGUCCCACCCCUUACCCCCUCUCUGAAACACGUGAAUAUUGUUUUUGUUCAGCGUUGUGCCGCGGUACGGAGCCGUAUUUAAUUGCACAUACAGAUGUUGGCUGGGUAUGUUCACUGUACAUUUUAUUUAAUCUGGGUUUAUUAUUAUUAUUAAUAAUAUUAUUAUUAUUUGGUUUUUAAAUAUAAAAAAUCGUCUGUCACUUUAAA